GGGAGUUUCUGGUCAUAUCACGGAGAGGCAGACAUCAUGUGACCUUGUAGCUGUGGGUAAAAAACCUGAAAGUUUUCAUCCUGUAUUUGAACAUAUAAAAUCUGUGACGCAGAAGGUAGAACAAAACCCAUCAAAAGAAUUUGCUCAGGAAAUCAUCACAAUUAUCCACCAAGUUAAAGCAAAUUAUUUUAAAUCUUCUGACCUAACGUUAAAUGAACGCUUCUCAAAAAUACAAGAUAUAUCAGGGGAAAAUGAAGCUAAAAGACAUUUGGAUCCAGAGAUUCACAGGAGGAUUGAUAUGUCUUUGGCAGAACUUCAGAACAAACGCGCUAUUUCGUGUGAGUCUGGACAGAAUAUUGUGAGAGUUCUAGAGGAUCCAAAUGAUUUAAGACAUGACAUAGAGAGGCGAAGAAAAGAGAGAUUGCAGAAUGAAGAUGAAAAUAUGUUUUACAUUAAUAUCCCACAAAGGCACGCACAGAGUAGUAACUUUGUGAAACUUCGGAAUGCUCAAACAUACAAAUACCAGAAAUCACCAAGAUUCCCAAGUCAGCCUUUGAGAAAGUUUAUUAAGAAACCACACAUGAGUCAUUAUACUGAAAAUUCACGUGAUGAUAUUGCAAACAAUCGAUUUAAAAGGCAUAUUGAAAAUCCUGAAACAGUACAAAGACCCGUCAAGUACAGUUUUAUUGAUGGGCGCCCCCACUUCAGAUCAAAUUUAGUACAGAAGGGUUUGUACAUACAAGCUAAAUAUCAGCGGUUACGUUAUGCUGGAUCAAGAGGAUUUACCACUUAUAAAAUCAGAGAAGGACUUUUGAGGAAACAGCAGGAACUGGACAUCUGAGCUACAGUGCUGAAGUAGAUAAUAAGAUGAUCUCUUUAUAGAAGCAUCUGUUCACAUUUAAUAAUGCUAUCAAGAAUUGAAAUGGAAAAAUAGAUCUAAUACUUUAACUUUUCUUGAUAAAGAUAAUUUUAUUUUUAGUAGUAUAACGUUGCAGGACUUUUCUACAGUUUUAAUAAUGGCUUUUCAAAAAUAGCUUUCAACUGAACAUUGUAGGAAUGUCCUUUUGGUUCCUCUUAAAGACAAGUCUGAAAAAAAAAAAGCCCACCUGAAGGAAAUCUUAAUUUAUUAUCUUUUUUCCUCUAAGCAUGGUUUUAUUACUAGGAGUUGAGUUGUUAUACAUAAAGUUUAUAUGUUUAAAGUUUAUUGCUUAUAUAAUAAACAAACAAAACAAUUA
This is a messenger RNA of Python bivittatus (Burmese python), 1235 nucleotides long. The record is from RefSeq and is a predicted model, not a curated record. Lineage: Eukaryota; Metazoa; Chordata; Lepidosauria; Squamata; Pythonidae.